AUGGAGUCCGGGCAUCCCCUUCCUCACCGGCGCGGGCUUCAGCAAGGAGACCCCAAGUCGUCCAUGCUCUUCAUCCUGGCCAUUGAACCCCUACACCACCUCCUUCGUUUGGCGGCGGACUCAGGUGUCCUUUUGCCCGUUAGAGCCAGGGCCACGCGGUGUAGGAUUUCCAUGUAUGCGGAUGACGCCGACAUCUUCGCCACCCCAACAACCGAGCUUGCUGCUAUUCGAUCCAUCCUUGACUGCUUCGGGGAGGCUAGCAGAUUAGUACCAACCUCGAUAAGACGGAGGUCUUCCCCAUUCGCUAUGAAAACUUUGAUCUCCAAGACAUCCUCUCCAACUUCCCUGCCAAGCUUGGAUCUUUCCCGGGACGCUAUCUGGGGCUCCCCCUGCUAUACUGCUGCCUUCGGAAGGUCCACCUGCAACCUCUCAUCGACAAGAUUGUCGUGUGACUGCCAGGCUGGAAGGGUACAAGCAUUGUCAGAGCCGGCACGGUCACCUUGGCCAAAGCCAUCCUUAUCGCGAUUGCCACUUCACUCGACGGUCACCCCCUUCCCAAAAUGGGCCCGCUCCAAGGUUGACAAGAUUUCUUGUGGUUUUUCUGGAGUGGCGACAAUAGUGAGACUGCGGGCGGCGGUCACUCGUUUGUCAACUGGAAGACGGUCUACCGCCCCAAAGCCCUUGGUGGCCUCGGCAUUGCGGAUCCGGAGUGCUUCGGCCAGGCCCUUCGUCUUUGUUGGCCAUGGCUAUAGUGGGUGGACCCCGGUAGGCCGUGGGAUGGCUCUCAGCUACCUUGCGACUCGACGGAUAUGGCCCUCUUUCGUGUUGAUCGUACUGAUACGUCCAAUGUACAACAUUGACGGCACCAUAAAAAGAGCGCUGGAGAUCGUGCUGAACAGAUAUGAGGAGCUUGUAGAGUUGUCAGACUUAUUAGGGAACAAUGCCCUGCAUUACGCGGCGGAGAAGAAUAAUGCACGCAUUGUAUCCAUAUUACUCAACAAGAAUCACGCUCUAGCCUACAAACAGAAUAAUGAGAAGCAUACUCCUCUCCACAUAGCUGCUUACUAUGGCUCCACAGAGGCUGCCAAAGAACUCUUGAAGCAGUUCCCUGACGUUAUUGAGAUGGUGGAUAACAUGGGACGAAACGCACUCCACAUCGCGGCCAUAAAUGACAAGGUGAGUGUGCUUGAAUUGCUUCUCAAGUAUGUGCUGCCGAAGGAGAUUGUGAACCAACAGGAUAGGGAUGGCAACACACCGCUGCAUCAUGCUGGCAAGCUCUUCGGGAAACAAGCAGCAUUGCUGCUACUCAAUGAUCGGAGAGUCAAACCAUGCCUGGUUAACCAAGAUGAAGAUGCCGCAUUUUCCCUUUCUCAGAGAACAGGAAUAGAGCGAACUUAUGGCAAACACAAGCUGCUGAUACUGACAAAGCAACAGCCUCGACCACUGCGGAACCGGCGAACAAGUCCACAGAUGGCGCACAACAUAGUUUGCAGCGUACUUGUGGUUGUGGCCACCCUGAUGGGCAUGUCCACCUUUGCAGUCACACUAACCGUGCCUGGCGGCUAUAACCAACAGUCUGGCGCUGCCAUUGUUGGGCACCAUCAGGCGUUCAAUAUACUCGUCAUCUGCAACGCCAUUUCAAUGUGUGGCUCGACUGUUGUUGCCUUGUGCAUCUUUUUGUGGAAGGGUCAUGUGGAGACAAGGGUCAGUUACGGUGUUAUGCUGUUUGGUGCCAAGUUGUUGAUUGUCUUCUCUGGCCUCACAAUGAUUAUGUCAAUGUUGACUGCCAUAUACCUCACCAUCGCACCAAUGUUAGUUGCCUAUGUGGGGGUUGCCAUUGGUGCCAGCGUUCCUCUCUUGGUGUGCCUGGUGGUGGUACUGGGGAAGUCUGUCUAUGAAUUCCGUGUUUAG
This is a messenger RNA of Triticum turgidum subsp. durum (durum wheat), 1911 nucleotides long. The record is from the annotation of a GenBank genome assembly. Lineage: Eukaryota; Viridiplantae; Streptophyta; Magnoliopsida; Poales; Poaceae.